This is a messenger RNA of Marasmius oreades (fairy-ring Marasmius), 1475 nucleotides long. RefSeq lists its product as uncharacterized. The record is from RefSeq and is a predicted model, not a curated record. Gene Ontology annotation, biological process: glucosylceramide biosynthetic process. The transcript is spliced from 3 exons. Gene Ontology annotation, molecular function: ceramide glucosyltransferase activity. Gene Ontology annotation, cellular component: membrane. Bases 17 to 1378 code for a protein of 453 amino acids. NCBI's taxonomy places the organism in Eukaryota, Fungi, Basidiomycota, Agaricomycetes, Agaricales, Marasmiaceae.
CUGGGUUCUUCCGGUGAUGGUCUUUAUCCUCCCCUUAGUCCUCUCUUACAUCGCAUUAGUCUGGUUCAUUGUCCUUUGGGCUAUCUGGGUGCUGGGAUGCUGGACAGCGCGCAAAAGAUACAGACUGAGGCCAAGGUCGCCUACCUCCACCUCCACUCCUUCUGAUGUUCCAGGCGUAUCGAUCCUCAGGCCCCUCAAGGGCCUGGAUACCAACCUUUACGAAAAUCUCGAGUCUACUUUCACACAGGAAUAUCCCAAUUUUGAAAUCUUACUUUCCGUAGCCGACGAAAAUGACCAAGCACUUCGUGUCGCUCGUGAAUUGAUUGCGAAAUAUCCAAGGGUCAAUGCAAAGAUAGUUACUGGAGACGAAACUGUCGGUGUGAAUCCCAAAGUUAACAACCUGAUGCGUUCGUACCACCUCGCUGCCAACGAUAUUCUCUGGGUUAUAGACUCCAACGUUACCGCCCUGCCGGGUACACUCGCUCGUGCAGUCGAUGCGCUGCAGAGUUGUACACGCUCAGGCAAACGAAUCGGGCUUGUUCACCACGUCCCGUUCGCCUAUUCAACAGAGUCGAAGAUAGGUUCUCGCAUUGAAGAGGCAUUCCUCAAUACCAACCACGCCAAGAUGUACCUGGCUAUCAAUACGGUCGCGGUGGAGUCCUGCGUGGUUGGUAAAUCAAACCUCUAUCGGCGUUCCGACCUUGAUCGUGUGAACGGAUCGUUGCGACCCAUCAAAUCUGCUGAUACCACGAACAGACGACAGGAAGGCCUGUACGGUCUUCCCGCGUUCGGAAAGUUCAUGGCGGAAGACAACAUGAUUGCCAGUGCCUUUUGGCAUGAGCUGGGACUACGACACGAUCUGUCUUGCGACGUCGCACAUAACAUCGUUGGCAGUAUGUCCUUCAAUGACUACGUAUGGAGACGAGUGCGGUGGAUUCGUGUCCGGAAACAUAUGGUCCUCCUUGCUACCUUACUCGAACCCUUUACGGAAUCGAUUCUAUUGGCCGCCAUAGGCAGCUUUGCGGUGAACAACUUAUUUGGUUUCCCUCUUUGGAUCUUCAAUACGAUCCAUUUCUCGCUUUUGCUAUACGUCGAUCUGGACGUGUAUGUGUCGCUAGCUGGGCACCCCCUACCUGCAGCGAUACGGUGGCAGUUUCUGGCGGGAUGGGUAGCACGAGAAGUAUUGAGUUUUCCCAUUUUCUUUCUCGCGAUUUUUGGUGAUGAGGUGGUGUGGAGAGGGACAACAUACAGGAUGCGUCGAAAUGGAGAGGUCGAGCAUAUUAGACCGGGGGCAAAAGAGGGAAUACUUAUGCGUUGGAUCCAUUCGUUAAGGAAACCUCAAUAUGAGCGGCUUGACGCUGAAACACCUCCGGAAUAGAUCACAAAGUCCGUCCAUUAAUCUAGAUCAAUACAUUGUUAUAGGGUACAGGUCCUUUAAUUACACGAAAUGAUACAAGUAUAUUUACAGUAACGAG